UGCCGAGAGGGAAAGGCGGCGGGUUGGCCGCCAUUUUUUUCUCCCUCGACGGACGAUGCGGCGUAGGCUUCGCCCCGCGUUCUCACUGGCUCUGCUCGUGCUGCUGUAUGGACCACCGCCCGGAGCCCGACCCUCCGGGGUCCCUACACACGUUUGUGGAACAAGGCCUCUUAUAGAUGAGAAAAAAACUGGGACUCAGAUAGAAGGUGAUCAUGAGGCUCAGCUCGGGGCAUGGCCAUGGCUUGUUAGUCUUCAAAUUUACCGUGUUUUUGAAGGCGGUUAUCGUCACAAAUGUGGUGGAUCUUUAAUUAGUAACAACUCAGUAUUGACAGCAGCACGCUGCAUUAAAAAAUGGGUGAACCCAGAGUACUGGAGAGUUGUGAUUGGCUUGCGUCAUCUUUAUAAACAUCAUUCUCAUACUAUAAAUUUCCGGGUGAGAGACAUUGUGGUCCAUUCUAAUUUCAAAGUGAACAGCUAUGACAAUGACAUUGCCUUAUUCGAAUUAAUAAAGUUUGUCGAAUACGAUGAAUAUAUUCAGCCCAUCUGCUUACCUGACAUUCCUCUUCUAGUGACAGACAAGAACCCAUGUUAUAUAAGUGGAUGGGAGAAAAAAGAGGAGAAAGGUGAUAUGAAAUAUACGUUACAAGAAUCUCAGGUAGACAUUAUACCACUGUACACCUGUGCUAGACAUCGCUGGUAUUCAGGGCAUGGAAUAUCAAGGGAUAUGAUUUGUGCUGACUCUGCAAGUGGACACAAAAAUACCUGUAAGGUAAAACAGAGAUAUUUCCACUGUAAACCAUGUUACCAACAGAUGCUGUUAUGUGGCUUGCUUAGACAAAUUAUAUUGCCCGGUAGAAUGUCAAAGUAGCACUAAGUAAAUUUACAAAAUAAAAAUGAAGAUUACAUUGUGUGAAAAAAUAGACAAUAGAGACAUCCAUGUAAAAUUCAAGUGAGAUAAUAUUGUUUGUAAAAGUGUUCUCAGCUCUGUAAAA
Molecule: messenger RNA, 992 nt
Organism: Zootoca vivipara (common lizard)
Lineage: Eukaryota; Metazoa; Chordata; Lepidosauria; Squamata; Lacertidae
Product: transmembrane protease serine 12-like
Biological process (GO): proteolysis
Molecular function (GO): serine-type endopeptidase activity
Source: RefSeq, a predicted model, not a curated record